Messenger RNA from Neodiprion virginianus, 10100 nucleotides. RefSeq lists its product as uncharacterized. The record is from RefSeq and is a predicted model, not a curated record. Bases 410 to 1225 code for a protein of 271 amino acids. The transcript is spliced from 5 exons. Lineage: Eukaryota; Metazoa; Arthropoda; Insecta; Hymenoptera; Diprionidae.
AAUGUCUGUCUCUUCUUACUGUGCCGCUUGUUCACCUUUUCUGUGGCAAGCAUAGUGAACGGUAUACAUGAUAUAUAUAUACAUAUUUAUAUAUAUAUAUCAGAUGUCACACGGGUGUUAAAUAUUGAUUAACCGUAAAAAUGGCGUGAAAAUUCAAAAGCAAAUUUGAAAUGUGCCGACAUGUCAUCUCGGUAGUCGCUGCAUCCUUUCAGGCGUCUACCGUAGUUACAUUGCCAAUUUAACGGAAAUACUGGAUCCCUAGAUGAAAAUGAUGAUAUCAAAAUUUGGUCUGUUCUUAUGGAUGAAUAGUAGGGAAAAUCCUGUAGUAAAUUUAGAAAGGCCAGUGUCUGGUCUAUUAAUAUCAUUUUGAAAGUAUAGACAGCACCGCAUAUUGAAGGAUUUCCAAAUCAUGAAGAUGCUGGCAAAGCGUAUGUUCCCAAGUUUGAUUACUUGCAGUUCUAAGGCUGCUGGCAUCUUAGCACCUUUAACUAUUCCUCCUGCACAUAUUGCUGCACUUUACUAUUUCUGGCCAGAAUUCUCACGAGAUGUCGACAAGCGUUAUUGCUCAUGUUCUUGUUGGGACACCGUGUUCAAGGGCUCCUAUGAAUCUGGUGUUGCAUCUUACAAGCAUAUGUAUUUUAAUGCCACUGCUAAUACCAUAAAAAUAUGGUUUAUGAUAGUAGUUGGUAUAAUUAUAUUUUACGAAAGUGUGAAAGAUUUAGCAUGGCUAGCUAUGCAAUGUCGUCUGAGAUUUAGAAUGUUGAUACUUUUUGGAACUGCAGUGUUUUCUCAUUACUAUUCAUGGUGGGUGUACAUAAAUUAUUGGAAUGACGAGUUUUAUUCCCAGUGGUAUCAUCAAUUGUUUUUCACUGCUACCGAAUUAUUGUCAACAAUUCUGGUUGUUCAUUUGGCUGAUGCAAAAAAUCCAAUCACACAUAGAAAAGCAUUUGGCAUCGCUGCUAUUGCAAUCAUGCAUAUUUUAGCUGGUAGUUGGGACCAGUUCAUCACCAAUGUUGUUAGAGGAGAGGGAUAUUCCCAUCAGGUAAUUCGGGAUCUGGGGUUCAUGAUUCCUGAUAUUCUUCAUGUUGCCAUCCCUCUAUGGUCUGUGGAAUGGCGUAACGCCUAUGGCCUACCUGGAGCUGGUUCCAGUCAGAAUAUCAGACGUGAUCUCACGUGUAUUUCAGGAAUGGUUAUAAUCGGAUUAUGUUUUUGUGCUGCCCUGUGAUAUGCAAAGCGAUGAGUUAGUAAUCAAAAUAAACAUGAGCAGCUGCUUAGUGCUUAUCUUAAAAGCAUAGCAAUGAAUGGAACUUUGGAUUAUAACAGGUAUUACUUCUGUUUUACAUUGAUCUAAUCUUCCAAAUCUUUGUUUCUAUAUUUCAACCGCUGACAACAUCUUACAGAUUCAGAUGGUCUAUCAAAUUUGUUUGGGUGAAUUUUAACCAAUGAACUUUCAUCAAAAUCUGUGACAAUUUGGACAGCUCUGUAUCUCAACGAGAAAUUGUGUUUUUAAGAAUGUUUUUUUUUUGUCAAAAUUGUCAUUAUUGGUAGUGAAAAUGUUCAGGGGCCACUAUUGCGAUAUUUCAUACCGUUACAGACCAACGAAUUUGAAGAUAUUUUAUUUAAGAACGGACACGACUGUAGCCAUAUGAGAUAUUGCGUCAGGGAGCGGUAAAGUUUGGUACAACUAGUACUAACAAUACACCGUAAAUUCUUAUAGAAUUUUUAUUGUUGAAUAUUUGCUGGACUUAAAAAAAAAAUUAUAACUUAAUGUAUUGUAAAAAUGUACGUUAUUCAAAGGAAAAAUAAAAUUUUCAGUAUAGGCACCAUUUUUAGUUGACAAUGAGAUACAGAGUCGUAGUUUGACACAGUGACAGGGAUCAUUGGUUUUAUGAAUCAUGAGUAGGGAAUCAUUUAGGUAAUUGGACAUAAAAAUUUAGUACAAUCAACCAAUGCCGUUUUUAUCAAUUUGAAUGAGUAACCUCUUUGUAUAUCACAAAAAGCGAUAGAGAAGUUUUUAUUUGGUGUGGUAAAUUUUGUUGUCAGCUGUUGUUCACCAUGUACAUUGUUUAGUUAGUAUUUGUAACUGUGACACAACUCAAGUUUACUAUUUCUUUGUAUCAUGUGUUGCAUAUUGUAUUGUGUUGUCAAGUAAAAUUAAUUCGAGAUUGAAGUUUUAAACAUUAAUGUAACGGAAUACUGAAAAAAAUUGUUGUUUCGCACGUUUAGAAUGUGUUUGAAAGAAUUAAGUUCUCAAUAUUAACAUUUUGCAUCUUUACUGUUUACUGAAUUUCACAAAAUUCUGCAGCUGCGAAAUAACAAAUUUUCUACAAAAUGCAUCGUUGCAAUAAUAAAUAACUUCAAUCUUACAAAUUAAUUGAGUUUUUUGGAUGCAGGGUGAUUGUUUGAUUCUCCAAGAAGGCAGCAAAAGAAUUACGUACGUACCACAAUUGAGAUCAACCUAAAAGAUAGAAUUAUUUAGUUGUGUGGAUCCAAUGGUGAAGUUUAUGAACCAAUAUGUGUAAUGAUGAAACUAUUGUAUUAGACUCUUGUUGAAGUUCGCGCUUUUUCAAAAUCGCAAUCUACAAUACAGUGGGAAUUUAAUUAUUUUCGAAUUCGACCUAAAAUUAAAGUGGGUAUCGAGUGUGGAUUCCCUAAUGUCCAACCAGUAAAAAGACAGAGAAACUCCGGAAUUCAGAUUCAGUGAGUACUUUUCUUUUCUGAGUCGACUUAUGAACGUCUUCCACCAUAUCAAUGGUAUUCUCAAUAUUAAGUACGUAAAUCGAAUCCUAUGUAUCAAAAUUUAUUUCAACAUCACAUACUUAUUCACGAGUAUUCAAUAUUGGCAAAUAAACCUUAUUAUUGGGCCACUUUAGAUAACGAUGGAGGUAAUUGUUGCUAGAUCUGACAAAAUGACUCAGCCUUCUGACAUGAGAACUGAAUACGAAUUUGGACUCUGUUAAAAGCUAUACUUAAGGGGAUUGUCUAGUGUAAUGGCUGUAUUUUUAAAGGUUUUUUGGAUAUUUUUUUGAGAUACAACUUUGAAAUAAAAUUUCUCAUAGUUUUUAUGUUCUAUUUAUUGACAUUUAAACAAACUUUGUACAUUUUUUGGAGACGAAAUAGUGAAUAUAACCUAAAAUAGCCCGAUAGGAUCUUAUGUAAAAAAAUGUAGACAGGAUAUAUCAAAAAGCACUAGACCGAUCCUAUUCAAAUUUUUACAGCAUCUUUAUUAUACCUAUACUUAUAGCCUCAACUAGGAUAAUCAUGAUGACUUUGAUAAUUUUUGUUUUACGAGCUAAACAAAUUGAUCAAUAACUGCAAAUCAAAUAUUUUUUCAUAAAAUAUAAACCACCAAAGCAAUCAUGAUUAUCCUAGUUCACGCGAUAGGUAUAGAUACAAUAAAGUGCUGUAAAAAUUUGAGUAGAAUCGCUCCAGUGCUUUUAGAGAUAUCAUGUCUACACUUUUCUUACAUACGUUCCUAUCAGGCGGUAUACAUUAGGUUAUGAGAAGUUUUAUUUCAAUGCUUCGACUUAAACAAACCCCCAAAAAAUCGUUAAAAAAAACAGCCUUCAUAUUACACGACCCCCUUAACUUUGAAAGUUGGUAGCUCUUAGUAUAUGAACCAAAAAAAGCAGUGAAAUAUCGCUGAUUAGUUAUUGUAUACAAUGCAAGAUCUCUUGAUGUGAGAGUGUUGCUACCAGUGGUUACGUUUUAAUAACCUGAAGGAACUAAUAUUGUGUUCGAGUUUGAGCAUUAGUCCCAAUAGGUCGUAUUUUGACCAAAGAGUUAAGGAGUGUUAAGGAGUUAUAUACGAGUAGACAGCUGAAAAGGGGUUGAAUUUUGAAAAUUCAUAUCUCAACAACCAAUUAUUCAUCAAGUCAAUCGAACUCUGCUUUAUACAAAAGUAUGUAGACAGUCAUCAUUUAUCACGAGCAAACUAUUUGACGUUAUUGUCAAUAAAAAUACUUGAUCUACGUAAUUUUUAAUAAAACAGACUCAGAUCGAAUUGAACAAUUGGUCGUCGAGAGGUAAAUUCCCAAAACAUACCCAUAUUUUCAGCCAUCUAUUUGUCUACACCCCCUUAACACAGUUCACUAGGCAUAUCUUUUUGCUCAAUCUAGAAGCUCGAAGUAGUUCAGGGUUAAUUACAGUUUUUUAUACUUGCCGACUCAUCAACUGCGGUCAUAAUUUAAUUGAAUUCGGUCACUGCAGAAAACUAUUGUCUCCCUAUGGUUUUCACAUCCGUUUGUCCUGCAAAUAAAUCUCUGGUCAACAAAUCUUACAAUCAAUAGCAUGUUGAUCAUCCAUAAUUUGAUAGAAUUUUUUAUAGUACAUAUUUUAUAAUACGUUACUUCACCAAGGUAAUUGAUAUUAUAGUUAUAGAUGAGACAAGAUGUUUUAUCGGUUUAAAAUAUCUUAAAUCAUACUAUAGGUUGUUUUAAUUGUUAGACUAUAGUGUGAUCAAACAGCAUAAAUUAAUCGCGUUGAUUUUUUUACUUCGAUCUUACUUAUUCAUUCAUUGUUCGUAGUGUUCAAGGAAUGUCAGUAAGAAAUUCAUGUUAAACAUAUUUUUUUAAUUUUUCGCUACUCAAAUAGUGCAUUUUCAAAGACGUUAAAACGCAAUUUGUAUUUACAGAUAUGUAAAUCACUCAAAGAAUUAUAAAAUUAUUGAACAUUCAUACUGAUAAAAUCGUGAACACAAACAAUUUAUUUGACAAAUUCGUUCGAAAUUUCUUACUCACAUACGACAAUAAGAAUAAUCAAUUACCGUUUAAGUUACUGUUGCAAAUUCUGUAAGAGGCUAUAUUAAUUCCCAUGUAUAUUUAUUGUAGUACAGUAGCAUUUACGUACAAAUGAAACAGGUAAAGACUAGUUUAGUACAGAUAUUUUUUAGUAUAACUCAUUAAAAAUUUACUCUCUGUUUAUACUUUUUAUUGCGAAAAAAAUUUAGUUUUAUUUGAAACCUUGCGAGAACGAUGUAGUCAGUAUUUACCGACUGAAGGAAAUGUCGCUUCAUUUGAGUGCUACAGAAAAUGCAUGCUGAACAAAAGUAUCGAAAAAUAUUUCUGCUUCAUGCACAAAAAUAAAAAAGGCUGGGAAAUGUUUUCAUAAAGUGAGUAGUACAUAAUAGAAUUACAGGAAUAGAUUUUUUGACAUUAUUGUUGCGUAAAAAAAACUUUUUUGGGGUACUUGUAUUUCACAUUGCAUGUAGAAUUGCGCGAACUGCGGUAUUUUUACAUCAGUGAUGUUUAUGUUUUGAUAAAAUUCAAAAUAAAUGACAUUCAACGCGGUCGGUAAACAUUGACUCUAGCGUCCGCUUAAAAGACUAUGGGGUGUACAGUCAGGUUGAAAAAGUGUUGGCACAAAAACGUGAUGAAACAAAGCUUUAGAUAGUGUCACUGAAGCUAUUUUAGUUACAUUCAGCUGUAAAAAAUGAAAUGGAAGAAUGGAAAUGUUAAAACACUGAAAUUCAACUGUAAACAACUCAUUAUUUUAACUACACCAUAGAAACCUCAUUAUUCUACUCUUUUUUCGCCGAAAAAUCUGUAUUACAUUUCUAAUUCCAAUUAGCAAUAACUGAUUUUAUCCGUAAAUAGAUUCUCCACAGAUCGUCUAAUAAUGAGUAAAAUUGUGAUGAAUUGUAUACAUCUUUUUUCUUGCCAUCUGACAAACUCAAGAAAGAAUAUGUCUCGGACAAUUUGCAAGGCAUUCAUUUACGAAUAAAAUGAGUUAUUUGUCAAUAGAAUCAAACAAAUUACUUGGAUUAUUCGGUGAAAAAAUAAUGUGAUAAUGCAAUUUCUCUGACGCUCAUAACGCGGUGUUCACAAUUGAAAUUCAGUAUUGAAACAUUUUCAUCUGGGUCACAUAGACUUUUUGAAUCUGAUAUACCUUCGUCAGCUUCAGUUGCCCUGUUUAACUUUCGUUUUCUUAUUUUUUUUAAUAAAAGCCCUAUACACGCAUUAAAUAUUUGACGACCUUGUAACGUUAACAUAUCCAAUCAUUUUGCAAUUUUAGAAUGGCUACAACCGCAGCUAUUCAGAAAUAAGGUCUUAGUAAGGCCAAUUUAUUGUAUUCCGCAUAUAUAAACCUAUACACCAAUUUUAAAGUUGUGAAAUAGCGUACCAAGUUGAACGUCCUAAAGUGUUUUUUUUUGUGCAUAUAUUUGAGAAAUUUACAAUGUCAAAAGAACUCAUUCUAUUGCAGAUCAUGAAAUGUGAACUAAUAGUAAGUCGAAAAGACGUUUCAAUUCUUUAUAUGAUGUAUUGAUUAUAUUAUUUUUAUCUACGAAUACAAUAUUUGAAGAAGAAGAUAUAAUUAUUAGGUACCUAAAUGUAAGGUAGUGCAGAAAAGCAUAUAGAAUUUUAUAUACGAAUUUGACUUUCCAGGUAACUUUUCGUGUUCAACGAAAUGAACCAAUCUCAAUAUUUGUCUUUUGUUUCUGCAUGCAAUAAUUUUUUGAACCUGCAUCCUUAUUAGGAUGGUCCUUAAAAAGGUAAUUUUUGACUUUCGACUAGCUCGCCCCCCAAAUCAGUUCCAGAUAAUUAAAAAAUAACGAACUCAUUUUUUCAGAUUCUUAUAUCAACUCUAAGCAGUCCCGAAAGAGGGUGGAUUCCAUUCAACCCUUUCAGGGGCACAUCAAAUCUGCCGAAGGGAUUUAGAUGAAAUUUAGUAUAGGAGGGUUUCUUAGGCUGCCGGUUACGAAUCUGAACUCAAAAUUUGCAAAUUCAAAAUGGCAGACCCAAUAUGGUGGAGCUAAAUCCAAAAAGUCAUUUGAUUUCCGAAAAACCGUAAUCGAUCUGUAAUCGAAAUUCCAAAGUUCUAAAUGGUGGAUCCAAUAUGGCAAUAUCAAGUGACUUGGGAUUUUGGUCCACCAUGUUGGAUCGCCAAUUUGAAAUCAAAAAUUUUGUGUUCAGAUUCUCAACAAGUGACCCAAAAAACCUCAUUAGACCAAAUUUCAUCUAAAUCCGUUUUCUAGAUUUGAUGCGCCCCUGAAAGGAUUGAAUGGGGAAAUCCACCUUCUUGGGGACACGGGUUAAAGUUAAGAUAAAAAUGUGAAGAAAUUAGGGAAUUACUUUUCAAUCAUUUGGAGACGAUUUGGAGGGUGAGCCGGUCGAAAUUUGAAAAUUAUCUUUUUAAGGACCACCCUAAUCCUCAUGUACAGAAAUGAAUGAAAGAAGUUUAGGACUUUUGCUUUAUUGAGAGUAUCAUUUCGUUCCAACGACAAUACUCGAAAAAUCACUGAUUCUACGGAUAGUUAGUAAGUUUAGAAAGAAGAGAAAGGGUACUUACUAAAAAAGCUCACCGUUUGGGUAUUUUUAAAAGUCCAGAAGCACAAGACUUUGCACCAGUGAAAGAAAACCUUUUCAACUCAGAGUUUCUGUACUAAUGCAGUUUUUAAACAAAUUGCAAACAAUUUUUUCGAGGUGCAGAAAUUUCAUGUUAAUAAAUUAUCGAUGUCAUCGGGUUUUGGAGUUUUGCAGUAUUGGGAAUGGAAAUGUAGGAUCUGUGACAUGUGGUGGCAAAAAUGCAUUACUCUGACUGAGCCUUGUUGAAUUUUGAAACACCUCGUUUAUCGUAUCUUUUGCAGCAUAUUGAUUCCAUGUGAAAAAAGUUAAGCCUCAUAAUUUGCAAAAAGUUGCCGGUACUUUCCCAUUCGCGUAAUUAACCUGAAACUAUAAGCUGAUAAUCGAUCUUUCGACGCCAAAUUGUUUAGUCAUGCCCCUUUAUUAGUUUCCAAAACUCGGCAAAACGCGAUGACUUUUUCAACAAGCCAAAGAUCAAUAAUUCACAGUUUGGGCCCAGAUUUGAAAACAAAAUCGAAAAUAAAACGUUUAGAGUGGCAUCAUAAAUAGUUCUAAUAUGAAAAAUUCCGUACUUCGUUAACAUCGGGGUUGUAAAAUUCUGAAUGAAAAAAUAAUACAUUCACGAUUAAAUUAAAUUUUUUAAUGAAAAUUUUUUUCCAUAAAAUAAUUAAAAUUAAUGGCAAUGGAAAUGCUUCCUAUCAAAAAAUCAAAAUUAAUGAUUAAUGAAAAUACCAAUGCAUUAAAAAGUUGAUGCAUUAUUUAAAACUCUAGUUAACAUCAUAUUUUGUUAGUCAAAUUUUGAAUUCUGAAUCAAAUAUCUUGUUUUCCACGAAAUCUCAUCGGAUAAAUUAACAUUUAUUUACACUAAAUUGUAUCGGAAGUAUCGCCGACUGGUAUCUACUAAUAGCUUAGGAUUUAUAAGUAUAUGUACACCUCCCGAGGUGGAUUCUGACAGAUUCAAGUCAACCCGUGUCGACUGCUGUGCAACACGGGUGGCUUUGAAUCGGUCAAAAUCCACUUUGGGAAUUGUACAUGGAAAGUUUCAAAUCAAAACGUUACAUAAAUAUUUAUAGACGGAUAACUUUUUAUAUGAAUUUUCUGCACGUACGUAUCUGAAGGGUCCCGCUUCAACUUUUAGCGCCAAUUUCAGAGGUACGUGAAAAUACUUGAUAGAUAGGUGGAUUGUUUAGAUAUGAGAGAUUGAUAUAAUAGCUGUAUUACGGUAGAUGUUUACACACUUGAUUGAAUAAUUUGACGGACGAGUCGGACUUUGAAGGGCCGGAUGGUAUAUUAUAGGUACAAAAGAACUAUACAACUCUUGAGAAUCAACAUCAAGUGUCUCGCGCAGUUGAUUUAAACAAUAAAAACUGUUAUGUUUCAUGUGGAUUUUAUGUGUGAUGUAGUAUGAGAGUAGCAAAAAAUGAUUUUCUUCCCAAUACAAGACGGCUAUGAGAAUUUUGAAAGUGCCUCUACGUAUAAUAAUAACCGAAAUUAUUUAUAUCUAUUAUUGUUAAUGAAAAAUAGUUAUGAUUUGUAUACAUAUAAGAUUUAAAUUGUGAACACUUUAGAGACUUGUUUUAUAUAGAACUUUGGAAUGAUGUACAGGCAGCUGUGCAAUUUAAUUUUUUAUGUUUCAUAUAUUUUAUAGAACUUUCUUCGAUUGUUUUUUUUUAUAUAUAGUAUCUACAGUAGUAAUACGUAGUUAAUUAAUAGAAUUAGAAAUUUGUUACCAAAAAUUACAACUGCUCUGUCGGAGUAUCGGACUUUUCAAGCUAAAGUGUAAUCGGAACCUAAAUCCCAAGUAUUUGUUAUUUUACAAAACACACAGAAGUAUACGAAUAUUAUUUUAUUUUUACAAUAACCGUAAAUACUCGUUUUUUUUUUUAGUAUCACUUUAGGCUGACGAAGAUUUACAAUUUUAAAUUCAACUGUACUCUAAACACUUAUUACACUCACGAAUUUCACUGCUCCAUUGCCUGGUGAGUCCCAAUACUUCGUGUCGCUGGAAACUGUCGUAAUAUUUCGUAGGGGAUAAUAUCACGAAUGUCCGUUAAACGUUUAACUGGCGUAAUAUAUAACGUCCUGUUAUAAUCUCCUGUUUUUAUCAUUUUGACUGUCACAUUUACGCUGGUUAUACGUUUCACAAGAUAACAACAAUGAAGACUAGAUUAUAACGGGCCAUUAUGUAUUACGCCAGUUGAACGUUUAACGGAUGUUCUUGUAUUCGAUGUCCUAUCGAGAAUUGAAGCAUAAUCUUUAUCGGUAGCUACUCUGAAUGUAACAGUAGCAGAUUGUAACAAAUAACGCACACUAAUAUGUUCGAUACGAUAAAACUAGAACAGUCGACAAAGAAUUCUGUUAUACGAUUGUUAUUAAAUAAACGAGUAUCUGUCGAUCGGUUGAUUACGAAAAAUAGAACAGGUGCACUGAAAUUUCAGUUUUAACCAAGACCUCGUGGUUUACGUAAAAAUUACCGAAGGUCCUUCUACCGUUUAGAUUGUACAAUUUUAGACAUAGGUAAACUGUUUGUAGUUCUAAACGUAACCGAUUACUCGAUACGUUCUAGAUAAUUACUGCAUUUCAAAGAUUUUCAUAGUUUAUUUUCAAAUUUGAAAUGACCUGUAUAGUAUUACUGUCAUGGAGUGAUAAUAGUCAUAUCAGAAAUGCGAAGUGCAAUAAUGAAUAUUUUACUUCAGUAAUCCUUGUACAACAAGCAUCUUAGUAAUUUAUUAAUUCUCACGUGUAGUUUAUUGUGAAAAAAAAAAAAUCGCUGAAAACUAAAUAAACUUUGCAGCGAUA